Vigna angularis (adzuki bean) is the source of this 932-nucleotide messenger RNA. RefSeq names its product probable NAD(P)H dehydrogenase (quinone) FQR1-like 1. Bases 135 to 746 code for a protein of 203 amino acids. The transcript is spliced from 4 exons. Gene Ontology annotation, molecular function: FMN binding; NAD(P)H dehydrogenase (quinone) activity. The record is from RefSeq and is a predicted model, not a curated record. NCBI's taxonomy places the organism in Eukaryota, Viridiplantae, Streptophyta, Magnoliopsida, Fabales, Fabaceae.
UGGACUUAUCUUAAACGUACAUCAUUCCCGUAAUAAGAUACACUAUAAAACUAGGUACCUAGCUAAGGUUUCAUUCGCAACACCUUUUGGUUUUCACAGAGACGGGGGAGACAAGACAUUAGCAGUCACUGACAAUGGCUACCAAGGUUUAUAUCAUUUAUUAUUCUACCUAUGGACAUGUUGAGAAGCUAGCCAGGGAGAUAGAAAAAGGUGCUGCUUCUGUGGAGGGAGUUGAAGCAAAACUGUGGCAGGUACCAGAAACAUUGCCUGAAGAAGUACUUGUGAAGUUGGGAGCACCUCCAAAGAGUGAUGUUCCGGUUAUUACUCCCAAUGAGCUUCCUGAGGCCGAUGGCUUUUUGUUUGGUUUUCCUACAAGAUUUGGAUCUAUGGCUGCUCAAUUUAAAGCAUUUUUUGAUGCAACUGGAGGCCUAUGGCGGACACAGUCACUAGCAGGAAAGCCUGCAGGCUUCUUCUACAGCACUGCUUCUCAAGGAGGUGGUCAAGAAACUACCCCGUUGACAUCUAUUACUCAACUAGUUCACCAUGGAAUGAUUUAUGUGCCGAUUGGAUACACAUUUGGCGCUGGCAUGUUUGAGUUGGAGAAGUUGAAAGGUGGGUCUCCAUAUGGUGCAGGAACUUAUGCUGGGGAUGGCUCAAGGCAGCCUAGUGAGUUGGAAUUGGCUCAAGCUUUCCAUCAGGGAAAGUACUUUGCAGGCAUUGCAAAGAAGCUCAAGGGAUCUCAAUGACUCUGCAUUCAUUACUGUUUUCUCAAAUAAAAUAAUAUUUUGAAAUACAAGUGUGAGAAUAAAUCAAUACUUCAUGUACAUGUUCAACUUUUCAUACUUAUCCUGUAUCCCGUAUUGUGGUUAUAUGAGUAUCUUUCUCAGUUGAUCCAAUGACAGAUAAAAACUACCAAGAAACUUCAUUCCUCA